AUGACUAACACCACUUAUGAACAGUUGGGGGACCUCAAACGCCGAUCCAUCUUGGGGGCGAUUCCCGCCAAGUGGAGACUUCAGAAUCCUAUCCCUCCGGCGGAUGAACUUCGUGAUGUGACCGGUGCCUAUAUUCAGCAGUUCUUGACCCCACGAGAAAUAGAGAUCACUGGGACGGAUGCGGCGGGGAUUACUGAACAGACAACGUCUGGCAGUUGGACCGCUGUCGAAGUGACCGAGGCGUUUUGUCACAGGGCUGCCCUUGCUCACCAGCUUGUGAACUGUCUGCAUGAGGUGUUCUUCGAUGCUGCAAUCGAGGAUGCAAAAAGACUCGAUGCUUACUUUGCCGAGCAUAAGAAACCAAUCGGACCGCUGCACGGUCUGCCUAUCAGUUUGAAGGAUCAAUUCCAUGUCAAAGGUGUCGAGACGACGAUGGGAUAUAUAGGAUGGAUUGGAACGUUCCAAGGCAAAAAGGAUGAUCCGAGGCGGGGCACAUUCGAGAGUGAACUCGUCAAGGAGCUUAGGAAUCUCGGAGCGGUACUGUACUGCAAGACGAGUGUGCCUGCAACAUUGAUGACGGGUGAAACUGUCAACAACAUCAUCUCGUAUACAUGGAAUCCUAAAAACCGACUUCUAUCCAGCGGAGGUAGCUCGGGUGGUGAAGGAGCACUGAUCGCUUUGAAAGGAUCUCCCAGUGGCUUUGGAACUGAUAUCGGCGGGAGCAUACGUAUCCCAGCUGUGUUCAACGGACUUUUUGGACUCCGUCCAUCGUCUGGAAGAAUGCCCUAUGAGGGCGCUGCAAACUCAAUUGACGGCCAGAAUUUGAUGUUAUCGGUUGUUGGGCCACUUGCAACUACCGCACGUUCUCUUACACUACUGUUCAAGGCUGUGCUCAGUCAACAGCCAUGGUACCAUGACCCACUCGUGCUGGAGCUGCCCUGGAGGACGGAUAUUGAAGAGAGGACUCGAGCGCUGAUAAGAAAAUCAACUGAGGGUUCUUCUUCUCUUGCAUUUGCUAUUAUGCGCCAUGAUGGCAUGGUCCAACCUCAUCCACCCAUAGCGAGGGCUGUCGAGAUUGUCGAGCAAGCUUUGAAGCGAUUAGGCCAUAAGUUGAUCGAGUGGAACCCCCCUGCCCACAAUGUUGGCACAGACCUAUUUGGUAGGAUCUGCGUGGCUGAUGGUGGAGCGGACAUAGCACACCAUCUUGGGUUGUCUGGAGAACCAAAAUCUCUCCAAUGCAUUGUGGGGGAGGGAAUCCCACACCUGAGUGCUCUAGAACUCGCUGCACUCAAUGUGGAAAAGCGGCAAUAUCAGAAGCUUUACAUGGAUUACUGGAAUAGUACGGCGGAAAUAACGGGUACCGGGCGCCCUGUCGACGGUGUAAUCUGCCCAUGUGCGCCGCACGCUGCAGUACUCCCCCAUAAGUAUGCCCAUGUUGGGUAUACCGCGUUCGUUAACGUCUUGGACUACACGAGCGUCGUGUUCCCGGUUACCCAUGCAGACAAAAAGGUUGAUGUGCCUCAGCCGAGGGAUGAUUUCCUGAGUGAGGUGGACAAGACAGUUCAUGAUCAAUAUGAUCCUGAAGCUUACGAUGCUGCUCCUGCUGGGGUUCAAUUAGUUGGGCGGCGACUGGAGGAGGAAAAAAUACUGACCUUAGCAGACUACAUAAGCCAAGAGAUGCGCUUACAGUCUGAAACUAGCUAG
Molecule: messenger RNA, 1704 nt
Organism: Aspergillus nomiae NRRL 13137
Lineage: Eukaryota; Fungi; Ascomycota; Eurotiomycetes; Eurotiales; Aspergillaceae
Gene: gmdA
Product: putative general amidase GmdA
Exons: 5
Coding region: 1-1704 (567 amino acids)
Source: RefSeq, a predicted model, not a curated record